UUAGCCUUCUGAGGAAGUUGCCCUAGCAACGGGGGCGGAGCCAACCGCCAUUUGGAAAGGAAAAGGGGGAAUGUUUUAAAACCCAGUUUCAGUCUGUGAUUUCUAGUCACAGGAAGAAGACUGAUUCUCAUGUGGAGGGUCAGGGUGGCUCAAACAAAAGAAUUUGAGUCAGAUCUAAAAUAAAGUGAUUUAUUUUAGAUAGUCUGUGAUUUUGAAUCACAGGGAGCAGUCUGGUUUCAAGACUGAAGAAAGCCAGAGGGACAGACCUCUAUUAGGCCAGACUAGGCAAGUUAGGGACUUGUUUAGGGUCAGUUAUAGAGGCUGUGGAUUAGGGAAAGUUAAUCCCAGUGGAUCCAGGAGGAUCAGGUUUUGGUUUAGUUUGGAGGAAGAAGUAUUUUGAAAGUUUGAACACCUCAUAUCCGUUUGUAACCAUUAAGCUAAGUGCCUUUAAAAAGUUAUAAGAAACCAUCAAGCUCUGUACAAGCAAUAAACUUGUUUUGAUUUUAUUCCACCUAAGUCUCUGUCACAAUUAUAUACUAAGUUAAGCGACAUCAUCAUCUGAGGUAAAAUAAACAAAGAAAUCAUUAAAAAGAACCAGUGCCAUCUGCCUGACGUCUCCUCAAAUGGUGGCAGCGAAGAAGAUAAUUAAAUAAAUAAUUAAUUAAAAUCAUCAUUCAUAAAACAUCUUUAUAAUUGGUGGUAUCUGUGUGUGUGGUGGGAUCAAAAAGGAUUCCAUCCCUCUCUCACAUCUGUACAAUUGGCGGCAAGCGGUGGGAUACGUAUAACAUCCCUAAUUUAGUGCCUGAGAUCGCUCACAUAGAAAAUCGUGAGGUAAAAGUUGUAGAAAAUGGCCACUAAAAGACAGGAAAAGACCACCAUGUCUUAAGCAAUGAUGAAAUAUCAAAUAGAGAUGAAGAAAUUAGAAUUAGAAGCACAGGAUAAAGAGAGACAGGCACAGAUGGAGAAGAUGAAAUUGGAGAAAGAAGCAGAGGACAAAGAGAAACAGAGACAGGCACAGAUAGAGCUGAAAAAGAUGGAGAUAGAAUGGGAAAAACAGAAGCUGACACUGUCUCAGCCUUCUGUGGUAACACAACCAGGAGCUCCUAGUGAUUUAGCCUUAAAGAGGUUUCCUAAAUACACUAAGGAGGAUGUGAAGAUGCAGCGGACUGAGCUCGCACCACUUUUGAAAAUGCCAUUGUGCCCAGGGGAUUCUUGGUGCCUGAUUGAUUAUAAGUGGUUCAAAAAGUGGCAGAGAUAUGUGGGUUUUGAAAGUUGGGACCUGUAUUAUGCAGGAAAGCCUGAUCACUACCCAGGACCCAUUGACAACGCGAAACUUUUUGAAGAUUCAGAAACCCAAACUUUAAAAAAGUAUCGCAUGAAUGGAGUGGAUUAUGAGGUGAUUCCUAUUGAAGCCUGGAAUGAGUUAGUCAAUUGGUAUGGCUGUAUGGAGGGACAGAGACCAAUUGAGAGAACGGUUGUGGAGUAUGGCAAAUAUUUCAAGUGCUGUAAAGUAGAAGUUUAUCCUUUAGAGUCGAAGCCAUCUCAAAAUAACGACUCUGUUAAUCUUGUAAGCUCUCAAUUUAAACAAGCAGAAGAUUCUGCUGAAGAUGGAGGAAUCGUAAAUCUCCAAAAGAUAUUAUCUGAGUCACAGAUUGAGAUUCAUUACAUGGCUGAGGUAAAUAAGGCACCAGUGGCUUUGAUUCCUGUCCAAUACCAUAGGGACACAGGAGUGGAGCAAGCUGAAGUAAUUGGGGGUUUAGAAGUGCCAGUCAUUAAUGAAAAUGAUUUGUUUGAACACCGUGGAGAAAUUAAUACUGUUAUAAAGAGUAAUGGUUUAAAAAGUGACUGUGCCUUUACAAAAGAUUUGCCAGAGAAAGAUGGUAACAUGAAGUUGCUUGGUGCUAACAGAAAAAACAAUGUGGUUCCCAGUAAAGAUGAGAAGGAAGAUGAAGUUCUGAGGGAAUUUUGGGAAAUGACUGACUCUAUUUGCUCAGUGGUUACCUCUGUAGUCACUACAAGUACAGAGCAUGGUCAGCAGGUGUGGCCAGAAGAAAAAUUACCUCAGGAAAACACCAAAUUUGAUCCAGUUGAGUUGCUGUGCACGGGAGAGCCGAAAGGACCAACAAACACACCAAAGAAGAUGGACAUUUUGAGCCUGAGGGUCAUCGCCAAUCGCAACGAAUUAAGAAGCAAGUGGAUAUUGGUUUUCAACAGAGAGAGUUCUGAGAACUUCAAUGCGGCAGAGAUUGGUAGUUUCAACUAUCAUCAGUUUACUUUCGAUGUUCCAGAAAAGUGCUUGGACUAUGUUUUGCAAGACUUCUUGAAUGACUCUUGGAAGUUUCGCAAAAGACUUUUUGGGACAGAGAGAGUUCAUUGUGUUGCUGGGAAGGAUGAGUGUAAUUGUCCCCAACAACACGUUAACCUCUGGAAUGCUCCGCAGAGUGAAACACCGAGGAACUGUACCAACUGGGCUGGAGAGGAAGAUUGCUAUGAGUUGGACAAAGUGUCUGGAAGAUGUUUUGGUCCAGUGUAUAAAUAA
Molecule: messenger RNA, 2539 nt
Organism: Anolis carolinensis (green anole)
Lineage: Eukaryota; Metazoa; Chordata; Lepidosauria; Squamata; Anolidae
Exons: 1
Coding region: 890-2539 (549 amino acids)
Molecular function (GO): cysteine-type deubiquitinase activity
Source: RefSeq, a predicted model, not a curated record